Molecule: messenger RNA, 573 nt
Organism: Sclerotinia borealis F-4128
Lineage: Eukaryota; Fungi; Ascomycota; Leotiomycetes; Helotiales; Sclerotiniaceae
Source: the annotation of a GenBank genome assembly
AUGGCACACUGGGCACCAGGCGCCCACCCCCCUAUCAGCCGCCACCUUUUCGGCAACGAAUUCACCUACGACACCAUCCAUUUUCUCCAAUGCAGAGGCUAUUCCUUUGACGCGCUACCCAAUCCCGAUAUCUUCCAUGAGAAAUACAACGAUAUCAAUUACUGGAAAGCACAGCUAGCAUUUCGAGGAGCAUCAUCUAGGGGUGAUAUAUUGGAACUCAUUGAACGAUGUCUUGGUGCGGAAUUGCCGGAUCAAAUGCAUCCGAGGGUGGCUGUGGCGGGAAUUCAUAUGACGAGGGAGUAUGUGAGGUUGACGUGGGGGGAGGAUGAGGUUGAGUAUAUGGAGGAUGAGAUGUUGGAGUUGGAGGAGGAGAUGUUGGAUGAGGAACAGGAGAUGUUGGAGGAGGAGCAGGAGAUGUUGGAGUUGGAGCAGGAGAUGUUGGAGUUGGAGGAGGAAAUGUUGAAGGAGGAACAGGAGAUGUUGGAGUUGGAGGAGGAGAUGUUGAAGGAGGAACAGGAGAUGUUGGAGUUGGAGGAGGAGAUGAGAGUGAUCUAUAGUUCAUAUCGUUUGUAA